Messenger RNA from Homarus americanus (American lobster), 627 nucleotides. RefSeq names its product keratin-associated protein 21-1-like. The coding region runs from base 60 to 584 and encodes 174 amino acids. The record is from RefSeq and is a predicted model, not a curated record. The transcript has 2 exons. NCBI's taxonomy places the organism in Eukaryota, Metazoa, Arthropoda, Malacostraca, Decapoda, Nephropidae.
GUAUAUAUAGAGAGGAGAAUACUACCCUGACACAGCCGCUUCGCUACCGACAACCAACCAUGAGGACUCUGAUCGUUGUACUGUUGGCCGCCUUCGUGGCAGCAGAGCAGAAGCGCGAGGCUGAGCCCUCAUACGGCCUCACUAACUACGGCCACGGUUAUCGUUACGGGCAUGGGCACAGCUACGGCUACAGACCAGUGGCAUCUUACCACCCCUACGGCCUCCAUUCCGCCAGCCACUCCUACAACCAUAUCCUUCACAAGCGUGAUGCUGAACCUUCCUACGGUCUCGGGUAUGGCUACGGCCAUGGGUAUGGCUUAGGCUAUGGCCAUGGUUAUGGCUCCGGGCACGGUAUUGCUCACCACCCAUACCAUGGCCACUCCUAUGUUCACUCCCAUGGUAUUGGCAAAAGGUCUGCUGAGCCCAGCAAUAUCUAUGGUUACCCUGGGUAUGGGUAUGGUCACGGUCUCGUCCAUGGCCACGGAGCAGUGUACGGCUACAACACGGGCGUCCACCACCCUGGGUAUGGCCACUCCUACCAACACAGAUCCGGUGUUGUGCUUCCUUCUUACGGCUACUAUUAAAACUGUUCUGUCAUGUUGCACUGAAAUAAAACUAAAAGUUUCA